AUGUCCUACACUCUCCCAUUCUCAAUUUCCAGAUUGAAGGAAUGUGUUACGACAUGCAUCCAUUCUCACCCAGCCUCCAUAUCUCUGUACCGUCAACCCACCAUUGAAGGUGAUGAUCACAUGAUUUUCCUCAUUGAUUCCAAUCCCGACUAUAUCGUCCGAGUCACCAAGCCGCGCGAAGAUGGCUCCCGCUCCUACAAUGACAAAGAGAUGCAGCCCGCGACAUCGCAUUGCGCAGACUUAUCCAAGAUGAGUACCGGGCUCGUUGCCUAG
Penicillium subrubescens is the source of this 273-nucleotide messenger RNA. RefSeq lists its product as uncharacterized. NCBI's taxonomy places the organism in Eukaryota, Fungi, Ascomycota, Eurotiomycetes, Eurotiales, Aspergillaceae. The coding region runs from base 1 to 273 and encodes 90 amino acids. The transcript has a single exon. The record is from RefSeq and is a predicted model, not a curated record.